Messenger RNA from Grammomys surdaster, 5578 nucleotides. It is a transcript of the gene Col4a4, whose product is annotated as collagen type IV alpha 4 chain. NCBI's taxonomy places the organism in Eukaryota, Metazoa, Chordata, Mammalia, Rodentia, Muridae. The record is from RefSeq and is a predicted model, not a curated record. Gene Ontology annotation, cellular component: collagen trimer. Gene Ontology annotation, molecular function: extracellular matrix structural constituent. The transcript has 48 exons. The coding region runs from base 353 to 5401 and encodes 1682 amino acids.
GCGGGAGGCGUGCGGGAGUCUGCAAUUCUGGAGGCCGGGUUUGCUGGCAGCUCUAGGGGCUGCCCCAUCUGCUGCCGGCCUUCAAUUCUCAGCCAACACACAGACCUGAGGCUGGACAGGCUGUAAAGAGGAACACGAUCACGGGUGGACUCCCUCCAGCUAUAACCUUGAGUCGAGUGUCAAGUCUGCCUGCUACCUCUCAGCUCCUUCUCUGCCCGGUUGUUCCCCAGAUUUUAACACAGGACACUGACUCCCAACUGUCCACAAGAGUCUUCUGGAAGAGAGGAGAAGGCUGGAGGAGUAUUUUGGACGCAGAGGUUAUACCUCAAGGGCACCAGUACUCAAGGUCUUCAUGAGGUGCUUUUUCAGAUGGUCAGAGUCCUCUGUCACAGCCCCCUGGUCACUAAUAUUUAUCCUCUUUAUCAUACAAUCUGAAUAUGGGAGUGGCAAGAAAUACGGCAGCCCCUGCGGAGGAAGAAACUGCUCUGUCUGCCAGUGUUUUCCUGAGAAGGGAUCGCUGGGUCACCCAGGACCACUGGGACCACAGGGACCAAUUGGGCCCUUGGGACCCCCGGGACCCAUUGGGAUUCCAGGAGAAAAAGGUCUAAGAGGUGACAGUGGCCUGCCUGGACCACCAGGAGAGAAAGGAGACAAGGGUCCAACUGGUGUCCCUGGAUUUCCAGGAGUGGAUGGUGUACCUGGUCACCCAGGGCCUCCUGGACCCAGAGGCAAACCUGGCGUGGACGGCUACAAUGGCUCACGAGGUGAUCCGGGUUAUCCAGGAGAAAGAGGAGCUCCUGGCCCAGGAGGCCCCCCUGGUCGGCCUGGGGAAAAUGGAGAAAAAGGAAGAUCGGUGUUCAUUUCAGGUGGCUUUAAAGGUAUUCAGGGAGACCGUGGGGAUCCAGGACCACCCGGCUUACCAGGAUCUAGGGGUGCACAAGGAUCAACAGGGCCCAUGGGGCAUGCGGGUGCACCAGGGCUAGCAGGCCCUAUAGGUCAUCCUGGAAGCCCUGGGUUGAAGGGAAAUCCUGCCAUGGGACUGAAAGGGCAAAGGGGAGAGCCGGGUGAAGUUGGCCAGCAUGGUCCUCCUGGGCCCCCUCUGUUGGUACAGCCACCUGAUUUGGAUAUCUAUAAAGGAGAAAAGGGUGUAAAAGGAAUUCCUGGAAUGAUUGGACCCCCAGGACCUCCAGGGCGCAAGGGAGAGCCUGGUAUCGGGAUCAAAGGAGAGAAAGGUAUCCCUGGGUUCCCAGGACCCCGGGGUGAGCCUGGCUCCCAUGGAUCUCCAGGUUUUCCAGGAUUCAAGGGAAUACAAGGAGCGGCUGGAGAACCUGGGCCAUUCGGAUAUCUUGGUCCAAAGGGGGAUCCUGGAGAUCGCGGGUACCCGGGACCACCAGGCAUUUUGGUGACUCCAGCUCCACCAGUCAAAGGUGCUCCAGGGGACCCAGGACCCCCUGGCCACUAUGGAGAGAUUGGAGAUGUUGGACUACUGGGUCCUCCAGGGCCCCCAGGCAGACCAGGAGAAAGUUGUCCAGGCAUGAUGGGACCUCGUGGGCCACCAGGGGUUCCAGGUCCUCCAGGAUUUCCAGGGGAAGCUGGUGUCCCUGGAAGACUCUACUGUGUCCCAGGAGAACCUGGGAAGCCAGGACUACCGGGCCUGCCUGGAGCUCCAGGACCACAGGGCCCCCCUGGAUCAGAUGUGAUAUAUUGUCGCCCUGGGCUCCCUGGACCAAUGGGAGAAAAGGGAAAAAUGGGGCCCCCAGGAAGAAGAGGAGCCAAAGGAGCAAAAGGAAAUGAGGGACUCUGUAUCUGUCCACCUGGUCCCAUGGGACCCCCUGGUCCCCCAGGACCUCCUGGAAGACAAGGAAGUAAAGGAGACUUGGGGUUUCCUGGUUGGCAUGGAGAAAAGGGUGAUCCAGGCCAGCCUGGUGCUGAAGGACCUCCAGGGCCACCAGGAAGACCCGGUGCCAUGGGGCCCUCUGGUCACAAAGGGGCAAAGGGCGACAGGGUUGUAUCAAGAGUGAAAGGGCAAAAAGGAGAAAGAGGGCUGGACGGGCCACCAGGAUUUCAGGGGCCACAUGGACAAGACGGUCGGGACGGACAUCCUGGAGAAAGAGGGGAUCCUGGGCCGAGAGGGGACCACAAGGAUGCAGCCCCGGGUGAGAGAGGGCUUCCAGGACUGCCAGGCCCUCCAGGCAAAACAGGACCAGCAGGGCCUCCAGGCCUGGGAUUUCCAGGCCCACCAGGAGAGAGAGGCCUACCAGGAGAGCCUGGGCACCCAGGCAUGAGAGGCUUUGAUGGCAUGAAGGGACAAAAAGGUGACUCCAUUCCGAGUAAUGCAACCUACCCAGGAAGACCAGGUCUGCCAGGUUUUGAUGGACCUCCAGGUCUGAAGGGGUUUCCAGGACCCCCGGGGGCUCCUGGUAUGAGAUGUCCAGAUGGACGGAAAGGCCAGCGGGGCAAACCAGGAAUGUCUGGAAUUCCGGGCCCACCUGGUUUUCGUGGUGAAAUGGGAGAUCCAGGCAUCAAAGGUGAAAAGGGGGCCUCCCCUAUUGGACCCCCAGGCCCACCUGGGUCUCCUGGAAUGGAUGGCCAGAAAGGAAUCCCGGGAGACCCUGCAUUUGGUGACCCAGGACCCCCUGGAGAGAGGGGUCUUCCAGGAGCACCCGGCAUGAAAGGACAGAAAGGUUACCCAGGAUGCCCAGGGGCUGGAGGCCCACCUGGCACCCCUGGAUCUCCAGGUCUCAAAGGUCCCAAAGGCAGAGAGGGAAGUCCUGGGUUUCCAGGGAUCCCAGGCUCCCCUGGCCAUUCCUGUGAAAGAGGUGCUCCAGGGAUCCCAGGACAGCCAGGACUUCCUGGACCUCCAGGUGAUCCAGGAGUCCCAGGUUGGAAAGGCCAGCCAGGAGACAUGGGGCCCUCUGGACCGGCUGGGAUGAAGGGCCUCCCCGGUCUCCCAGGCCUACCAGGAGCCGAUGGUCUCCAAGGGCCUCCUGGGAUUCCAGGCCCCAUUGGGGAAGAGGGACCACCUAGUCUUCCAGGCCUAAAGGGACUCCCAGGGAUGCCUGGCUUCCCUGGCUUUCCAGGAGAGAGAGGAAAGUCAGGCCCAGAUGGAGAACCUGGAAGAAAGGGAGAUGUUGGAGAGAAAGGCUGGCCUGGCUUGCAGGGAGACCUGGGAGAGAGAGGUGCCAAAGGAGACAGAGGACCUCCUGGUGAUGCAGGAGAAGCAGCCAUUUCCAAAAAGGGGGAGCCUGGGGAUGCUGGGCCUCCAGGAGAUGGUGGAUUCUCAGGAGCAAGAGGUGAUAAAGGAAGCCCAGGGAUGCUAGGGGGAAGAGGAGAGCCUGGAAGAGAUGGACCACCUGGACUCCACAGAGGGCAGCCUGGGAUAAACGGGCCUCCUGGGCCCCCUGGCCCUCCUGGCCCUCCAGGAUUACCUGGACUGAGAGGAGUCAUUGGUUUUCCGGGAUUUCCAGGUGACCAGGGUGAUCCAGGAUCUCCGGGACCCCCUGGAAUCUCAGGAGAUGAUGGAGCAAAAGGACCUAAAGGAAACAAAGGUGACCCUGCCGGUCAGUGUGGUCUACCUGGUCCAAAGGGUGACCCAGGUAGCCCUGGAUACCAAGGGCAUACUGGAGAACCUGGAGAGAAAGGCUUUCCUGGAGAUGAAGGGCCCCGAGGACCCCCAGGCAGACCCGGACAGCCUGGCUCUUUUGGAUCACCAGGGUGUCCAGGUGACCCAGGGAUACCCGGACUCAAGGGUUAUCCAGGAGAAGUGGGAGACCCCGGGCGAAGAGGUUAUGCAGGAGAUUUAGGGAGGCCAGGUCCUGCCGGAGUGAAAGGACCUCCUGGGUCUCCUGGUCUGAAUGGCUUGCAUGGUCUGAAGGGUGAGAAAGGAGCAAAAGGCAACUCAGGUUUGUUCGAAAUGGGUCCACCUGGGCCAAUUGGAGUGCCUGGGCUAAAAGGAGAGAAAGGUGAUCCUGGGAGCCCAGGGAUUUCUCCCCCAGGCCUUCCAGGAGAAAAGGGCCUCCCAGGACCCCCAGGGAGACCAGGACCACCUGGUCCUGCAGGUGCCCCAGGAAGAGCUGCUAAAGGUGACAUUCCUGACCCAGGUCCACCUGGAGACUGGGGACCUCCUGGCCCCGAUGGCCCAAGAGGAGUACCUGGGCCUCCAGGUUCCCCUGGGAAUGUUGACCUUCUGAAAGGGGAUCCAGGUGAUGGUGGUUUGCCAGGACCACCUGGCUCUCAAGGCCCACCAGGCCCUCCAGGGUGUCAGGGUCCCCCAGGAUGUGAUGGCAAAGAUGGCCAGAAAGGACCAAUGGGACUUCCAGGGCUUCCAGGGCCACCUGGUCUUCCUGGAGCACCUGGAGAGAAGGGAUUACCUGGCCCUCCGGGCAGAAAAGGGCCAGUAGGUCCUCCAGGCUGCAGAGGUGAACCUGGGCCUCCUGCAGAUAUGGAUCCCUGUCCUCGAAUCCCAGGACUUCCUGGAGUGCCAGGCCCCAGAGGACCAGAAGGAGCUAUGGGGGACCCUGGACAGAGAGGUCUGCCUGGACGAGGGUGCAAAGGAGAGGCUGGCCUGGAUGGCAGAAGGGGCCAGGAGGGGAUCCCUGGAACUCCAGGGCCUCUGGGACGUAAAGGUGACACUGGAGAGGCAGGCUGUCCUGGAGCACCAGGCCCUCCUGGUCCAACUGGUGAUCCUGGGCCCAAGGGGUUUGGUCCUGGAUACCUCAGCGGCUUCCUCCUGGUUCUCCACAGUCAGACAGAUCAAGAACCGGCCUGCCCUGUGGGUAUGCCUCGGCUUUGGACAGGGUACAGCUUGUUAUACAUGGAAGGACAGGAGAAGGCGCAUAAUCAAGAUCUUGGUUUGGCAGGAUCUUGUCUUCCUGUGUUUAGCACUCUGCCCUUUGCCUACUGCAACAUCCACCAAGUGUGCCACUACGCCCAGAGAAAUGACAGGUCCUACUGGCUGUCCAGUGCAGCUCCUCUUCCUAUGAUGCCACUCUCAGAGGAAGAGAUCCGCCCUUACAUCAGCCGCUGUGCAGUGUGUGAGGCCCCAGCCCAGGCAGUGGCUGUCCACAGUCAGGACCAAUCCAUUCCACCAUGUCCACGGACAUGGAAGAGCCUCUGGAUCGGGUACUCAUUUCUGAUGCACACUGGAGCUGGGGACCAAGGAGGCGGGCAGGCGCUGAUGUCACCUGGCAGCUGCCUAGAGGACUUCAGAGCUGUACCAUUCCUUGAAUGCCAGGGCCGGCAGGGAACCUGUCACUUUUUUGCAAAUGAGUACAGCUUCUGGCUGACCACCGUGAACCCAGACCUGCAGUUUGCCUCUAGCCCGUCACCGGACACCUUGAAAGAAGUUCAGGCCCAGCGCCGGAAAAUCAGCAGGUGCCAGGUCUGCAUGAAGCACAGCUAAAGAAUUCAAAACAUGCCAACAGGCAUCAAGGCAGACAUCACAUGGAGGACAAGCUUCCCCAACUAUCCUAGCAAAUUCAGUGGUGCUCUCUCCAGACUCCUUCAGCCAUGCCUUGUCUCAGCAUGGUUAUUCUAGGACUACUACUCCCCCUCUUCCUCCCCCUCCCCCUCCCCUCCC